AUGUCAUGGCCAGAGCUGCAAGGGCAGGAGCUUGCGCUCCUUAAAGGGGCAUUCGCGAACCCCAGGCAAUUGCAGGCGGCUUUCGAUAGUCGCGAGGAGGCGGCUGAACUAAUCGAAGUGUUCUUGCCAGGCAUCAACCGAGAUGGGAAAUAUCAGAGAGCAGACGUUCUUGUGGCAUGGGCACGGGAAAAUGAAUCAGUGAUGAAGCGACAGCGAAGAGAGUCGUUGCAGGGCAUGUGGGAGGUAUUACCCCAGCAGCGUGUGACGCCGAAGCUGGCAGACACCUUCGAUGAGCUGGCAAGGAGCAACCCGCUUGUCCUGCUACCGGCACUGCAGCGGAAGAGGCGCUUGCUUAGAGAAAAUACCGACGCUACACAGCGAGCAAAGGAGGAGCAGCUGGCGAAGAAGAAGUAUGCCUUACAACUGGCCGAGAUACUUAAGCAGGCGAAGUUGCCAUUGGUGCAACAGCUGGAGGGAGUGGACCGGCCCGAAGAAGUUUGGCCACGGAUAUUUGGAACCCGCAGGAGCAAAACGCUGCGAAACCGCUUAAAGGCCUGGGAACCCUUCAGGACAUGGCUGCAGUGCGUCCAUGAAGUGCAGUGGCCAACUAGCGUGCGGCAGCUGAUUGAUUAUAGCAAUGAGAGAUAUCAAAGCGAGUGUGGCAAGACAGUGCUGAACAGUUUCCAGGCGUCGCUGGCCGUCUUGGAGCAAGUGGGAAAGGUCGCAGAGACACAGCGGCUGUCGAAUGAUACAACUUGGAUGGCACACUUGAAGUCGUUAACAGCAGACCUGGUGGGUGCGCAAGCACCUGUACAGCAAGCACCCAUGAUGACGGUGGCGAUGAUCAUAUCACUUGAACUGCACAUUGCAAGAGAGGAUGAACCAGAGUAUGUACGGGCAAUGGCAUUCGUGGCGCUGCUGGCCGUGUAUGGUUCAAUGCGAAUGGACGACUUGCAAGGGAUGCUGCCGGCCACCAUGCGGCUUACAGCACAGGGCUUCAAGGCCACUCUGGGACGCACCAAGACGACGGGCGCAGACCGUCGCAACAAGGAGGUCUCGGUCUUCAUACACAGGCAGGCAGGAUUGUCCGGGUUUGAUUGGCUGGGUGAGGGCUUUGCGCUUUGGAAGAAGUAUACUCAGCCGAGAGACUUCCUUGUCAUGAUCGCCAGGGACGAUUGGAAAGGGCCAACUAAGCACUUUGCUAAGAGCGAGGUAGUUGCAGGCUAUGUGCGUGAGGUCUUCAAGAGGCUAGCAACGCCGAAGUUUGAGGAUGGGGCCUAUCGCCUCAACUUGCAGAGGUACCUCUUGGUGGAAGGGGCCCAAGGCUUCUUCACGGGGCAUAGCCCACGCAAUUGGCUUACUUCAGCAGCUGCGGUGUUGGGAUGGUCUAAGGAUCAGAGGGAUUUCUUGGGUCGUUGGAUGAUCGGUGGUUCGGGUUCUGCCGACUACACGCGCACUGCAAGGGAGGUUGUGCAUCGCAUACAGAUUGGGGUCUGCGAAGCAAUUGUCACCGGCAAGGGUGGCGAGUAUCAAGAGAGUGAAGCCCUCGAAGAGCUAAAAGCCUUUGUGGACGAACGUGGAGGUUCAGGUGCAUUGGCGAGGCGGCGGCAUGAUCUACUUAGGACUGUGGAAGGCGUACGCUGCUUGGGCACCAAGUGGCCUGCCAUUGAGCAGGACGAUGCAGAUGCCAGCGAAGAAGAGGAGGCACCGGAAGCGAUGAACGUUGAGGGUAGUGCCACAAAGUACUUCAUUAGCAUCAGUCGUAAGACGGGCCAUCGCAGGCUGCACUUGAAUGGGCCGUGCCAUGUUAAGCCACAUCAUUGCAAUAGGGUCGAGUUUGUCGAGCGUGUCGCAUUGGAUCAGAUCGACAGCAUUUGUCGUGAUUGCAAGCAUCGUAUGAGGGAAGAUCAAGGUGCCGAGGACGAUCAGGACACAAGUAGCGAGAGCGGGUCCACAAGUGACUCGAGCUGCGAAGAGGGGUGCGGCAUGUACAUGGCUGUUUGCAUGGAUAGCAUGGCGUUGCCCAGUGAGGCGGAUCAGAGAGCAGAAGUGGCAAAGAUGGAUUCUGACUUGCAGUAUGUGCUUCAGGAAGCCAGUGCGUCACUGGCCACGCAAUAUCAGGUUGCGCGGCUCCAUCAGAGUCGCAGGCGAUUCCAGGCGAUCGCCGAUAACCGCGAAGGUGCCCGGACAGCUGCACGUGAUUUCGGGAUUAAUCCUGAUACACCGGCGGGCCGUGUUGAGGUGGCAGCUAUCGUAGCUGCGUGGGAACUUGCCAAGGAGUAUGCCAGUAAAGAAAUCGAGCUACGUGCAGAGGCGAAAGUUCUAGGCCAUAAGAGAAUCUUGCAAGUGCAGGAACGCCAAGCUAUGCUGAAGGCAGUGACGGAUGCAUACGGGAAGAUGAAUGAAAGCGAGACGCCAAGUGCAGAGUACUUGGCAACAAAGGCCGAGGAGUGCGAGAGCAAUGAGCCUCUCGCAAGUUCGCUUGAUCGCAUCUCUUCAAAGAAGGAUUCGCAGGUGGAGAGUCUCCAGACUAGCAUUGAUCCGACCGGGCAUGUUCGGGUGACAAAGACAAUGCAGAAGUUGGAAAUGCCACAUCACUCAGAGGGCUAUAGACGCUUGAUGAAGGUCGAGGCACAUGCAUGGCUCUGCAUGAGUGCACGGUUUAAGGCAAAGGCUUGGUUGCAAGGGCUUCAGCUUGAUGAUUUCACUAAGUUUGUUGAGUACAUCUUGGGAGAUCGUGUUGGCAACCUAAAGUUGCCCACUGCUUCAGGGCAAGAGACGCAGUUCCACAGGCCUCCUUGGAACAUCGUCUUGAGUUAUGAAUAUAAGUUGAGGGUUGAAGCUUUCAAGAUGAUCCUGGAGGGAACCGCCACCAUGGCAGAGGCACUUCGGGCAGUGCGUGAGGAUCCAUCGCUGAAAGAGGCUUACUUUACAACACCUCUGGCAUUGCACACAGCUGGUACGCCUACCAAGUUUCGGAAGGGCAACAGCAAAGGAAAGGAUAAGCAGCAAGGGCAAGAGAUUCCACCGCCGCCAGCGCCGCAUCAGAACGGGUGUUUCGGCGAGCACCCGGCCUCGCAGCACGAAGCCGCGACAGCGGGCCAACCUGUGGCAUCAAGGGUGGUUCAUGUCUUUGCAGAUCCUGCUGAGCGCUUUGAUUGGGCACCGCAUCUCAGCAAUAGCAUGUCGCAGCCAGAAUUCGUCGCUUUUGGAUUUGAUGCAAACAACCUGUUUUGUGGUGAUGCUUGGGAUCAGUUGUUUGAGCUUGUGAAACAACCGAAAACCGUGAUCUUGAUUUCGCCUCCUUAUGAUACUUUUAGUCGGGCGAGGCAUAAGCAACCUGGGCCACCGCCACUUCGCAGUGACCAGUGGCCCAGAGGUUUUCCAUGGCUUAAGGAUUCGUCUAUGCAGAAGGUGACUUCUGCCAAUCAUUUUAUCGACCAGUGUUUGAAAGCAACAGUUUUCGCGGCCGAGGCUGGCAAUUUCUUCAUGUGGGAAGCGCCGGAACACUUCGGCCGCACCGCUGAUGGCAUUGUGCCGAGCUCCAUUUGGGUUUGGCCUGAAUUACUUGACUGCAUUCCGCGUUUUGCGGCCACAACCUUUGUGCAUUACUUAUGCGAGUUCGGGGCGGACUGGGCCAAACCGACGCGUUACUUGAGCAAUUUGCCUUUCUUCCGUCACUCCCCAAGGCCCUUGACGGGGUUGCCGGUGCUGGAUGCGGAUCACCGCUACGUUGGGCCGCUGCCCGCGUCGUGCCCGCAUGGGGGUCACGCGAUUAGCACUGGCAAAUCACCAACUACGCAGCAGUGGAACUUGCCGCGAGCCCGCGGCUGGCCCCCUCAGUUGUGUCAAUUCAUAGUAGCAGCCAUCGACUUCUCGCUGCAAGCAGAUGGGGAAUGCAAAUCCUCUAAGUCGAAGCUUCCUGACAAGGCAAUUAAGGUCCCCGAUGUGCUGGGUGGGCACGCUAAGGUUCCUCCCGUGCCCGUCGUUUCAGGUUCUGACCCUAAGGUUCCUCCCGUGCCCGUCGUUUCAGGUUCUGACCCAUCCUCGCCUUCAGGUUGCAGUGCCGCGGCUGCUCCUUCUUCCCAGUCAGGUUGUAGGUCCCCUAAGGCCACGGUGGUUCACCCUUCCCGUUCGGGUUUUAGUUCCUCUUCGCUUCCUGUGAAGUCCACCUGCGAUCCCGAGAGUGCCGCAUCACAACUGCUGGCGGCGCCAGGUCCGCUAGAACGUCGCCGUGUGUUAGAGUUAUUUGACAUGCUUCCCCGCGAGGAGCCGCCUAGGGAAUCGACUUCACCUGCACCGGGCAGGGCUUUCGCUACGGGCGCUUACUGUAAGGGUGGCUUAGUCGGUUUGAGGCAUCAUUCAACUGCGAUGCCUAUGUCGACGCGGGUUCUAACGAAGUACUUGCAGCAGGUUGCACCUGGCUUUCAAGCAUCCGCUAUCGCGAUCUUCGAUGAUGUCAGGACGGGUGUCCACCGUGAUGCUCGGAAUGCACACUAUCCGAACAUGGUAGUGCCGUUAUCCGACUUUGAAGGUGGCCAGAUCUGGCUGGAACAGCAAGGAGGCGACGUUUGGGAGACAACGCCAGAAGGGCAGAGACCGGGUGUCCUCUUGGAGGUUUGUAAGGGUCCUGUAAGCUUCGAUGCCUGGCGGUCGUACCACGCUACGCGGGCGUGGAAGGGCCGUCGGGUGGUGAUGGUAGCUUACAUGACUGACAAGCUUGGCAAUGUUGAGGCUUCCGACUUAGUUCACCUUAAGGCAUUGGGCUUUGAGUUACCACUUGACUUGGCUGCAUCGAAUGGGGAGACUUCCGAAGCUCUGGGUACCGCCGAGGGCCCAAGCACACGAGACACAGCACCACCCGCCGAUGGAUCCCCGGGGCGAUGGAGGCCGAUGGAUCGGGGGCAUCGCCUGGGCCCAGCGGCUACUGCACAUGCACAAUCCAUGUACCGGAUGCUUACGAGCUUCAUCGCCGAGCAUGUACCUGAUCCCCGGCGCUUCUGCUUGAGCCUACUUUCAGGAAAGAUCGAAUCCUCUCCAUUCGCUGGGGAGAAGUUGGAAGCCCUGCGCAAACAGUGGGUCAAGGUGCUGGGUGCAGAAGACAGUCCCGACGUGCUUGAGAUCCCGGAUGCGCAGCCCUUCUUGCUAAGGGCCUUGUCGCUUUCAGCCGAAAGACUUGAGGAUCCAGACUGGGAGAUUUUAACGGAGGGAGUUGACUGUUUCUGUACCGGGGUCCCCUUAGGUCUUAAUUGCGACAUACCACACUUGCCGCAGGUGUAUGAAAGGAAGUGCCAGUGGCGUAAGCUUGAUGAGUCAGAGUUGGAAUUUGACCGGGAAAAUUAUAAGAGUGCCGAGUUGAGCUCCGCCGGGCUCCUCGAAAAGUUUCGUGCAGAAGAAAAACUUGGACGGAUGAAACCGACAACACUCGGAGCCUUGCGUGAGGAGUACAGUGACGACAUGAUCCGCGUGGCCUCAAUGGGGGCAAUCCUCAAACCCGAUGGCAGUGUGCGGCCAUUACAUGAUGGAACGCACGGUGUCAAUGUCAACAACCAGAUACGCUUGGUGAAUCAGUUAGCAGUUCCAGGUCCGGCAGAAAUGUCAUUUUCAGUUCGGCAAUCAGGUGCUAUGCAAGAGAUUCCCUUGGCCGCGACCGCGGACGUGAGUGCUGCACACAGGUUGGUCUUGCAUCGGAAGAGUGACUGGGCCUUGAUGCGACUCCCCGUCGCCAUUGCCGGGGCCACUGACAAUCAGAGCAACGAGAAGCUUCUUAAGAAACAGUCCACUACCAAGUGGCCGCUCAUGCUCAUCAACAUGCAGCUCUCACAUCUCCUAAGAAAGGCUUGUCUGAGGCUCAGCUUGACUUGGAAACCACGUGACGAAAAUAAGUUGGCAGAUGCUCUGACAAAUCAGGAUUUCAGCUCUUUCAGUUCCGAACACCGUUUGGAUGUCAGUUUCAGCGAGCUACCACUUGAGCUCUUGAAUCAGUUGUGGUUGUCGAAGUCCGACUUCGAUGCGUCUCGUAAGGCGCUGCAGUCUGCAAGUAAUUUUCUGCCUCAUGUCCCGAAGAGGAAGCGCGAAGGCACACCCUGGUGA
Symbiodinium sp. CCMP2592 is the source of this 6093-nucleotide messenger RNA. The record is from the annotation of a GenBank genome assembly. NCBI's taxonomy places the organism in Eukaryota, Dinophyceae, Suessiales, Symbiodiniaceae.